Messenger RNA from Spea bombifrons (plains spadefoot toad), 1097 nucleotides. RefSeq names its product claudin 23 (gene CLDN23). The record is from RefSeq and is a predicted model, not a curated record. The coding region runs from base 61 to 951 and encodes 296 amino acids. Gene Ontology annotation, biological process: cell adhesion; bicellular tight junction assembly. Gene Ontology annotation, cellular component: bicellular tight junction; plasma membrane. The transcript has a single exon. Lineage: Eukaryota; Metazoa; Chordata; Amphibia; Anura; Pelobatidae. Gene Ontology annotation, molecular function: structural molecule activity.
GAGUCCCAAAUACCGGUGUGAAGUUUAAGAUCCUGCGUUGGAACAUAAACGGCAUCAAGCAUGAGAACCCCAGUGGUUAUGAUUAUUGGGAUGGUGCUUGCCCCCUGCGGACUAGUGCUAAACCUCACCGCGACCGUGGCCCCGAACUGGAGGCAAAUCAGUGGCCUUAUUUUGAAACCCCAAGACGUAGUGCUGAACCAGGGCAUCUGGGACAUUUGCGAAGAGACUACGACGAGUCAGAGCAAACAGUGCGGGAAAAGCAACCCUGCGUACUUUAGCCACCAAGUGGUACAAGUUGCCCGGGGCUUGAUGAUCGCCUCAUUGGUUGUCACAGCGUUGGGCAUUGUGCUGGCAUCCCUCGGCGUUCGCUGUUGGGAGGACGAGCCCGUUUACCUGAUGGCUGGACUCGGAGGGCUGGUUAUUUUUUCCUCUGGGAUACUAAGCCUUAUUCCUAUCUCAUGGUACACCGAUGUCAUGUAUAGCUUGCCGGGGUCAUCUGCUACCGAAACUGUCUCUGCUGGAUAUAGCCUGGUGUUGGGCUAUCUGGGCAGCUGCUUGGAGAUCAUAGGUGGGUUUUCGCUUGCCCUCAGUCUUGUCCAUUCCUGUAAGAGGUGCAUGGAAAACAGAGGCAGUCCCGCCAAGGCUGCCAUGUAUUAUAGCAACAAGAAUACCUCUGCCCCAAAGACCAACAAGUCUGCAAACCCCGACACAAAUGUUUACAGUAUCAACAAUGACACCCGUUUUAGGGACCCUUAUCCUACAAGUCUGGGCUACAGUGUAGGAAAUGACAACUACCGCUAUGGCAAUGGCAGUAAAAAUAAUAAUUCUUUGGCUUCUAGCCCAAGGUCCUACACCAACUCCAUGGAUGUGACAGAGGGAAGGCGUCCUAGAAGUCAUGGGAGGCCAACCAGCCAGCUCAGCUCAUUACCCUGUGAUUCGGAUUUACUUUGAUUCCUCUUGCUCUGGAGAGCAGGUACUUCCACAUACUGUGAAUAUCUAGGAUUCUUGAGAGACCCUUGAUAGAAUCCAUUAUAAUGAAGGAUAUAUCAUCCACUCAGUGCAAUAGCAUAUGUUUAAUUGUUGUUUGAUAAAAUGCA